This is a messenger RNA of Eruca vesicaria subsp. sativa (arugula), 1659 nucleotides long. The record is from the annotation of a GenBank genome assembly. NCBI's taxonomy places the organism in Eukaryota, Viridiplantae, Streptophyta, Magnoliopsida, Brassicales, Brassicaceae.
AUGACGAUUUUCUCCUUCCCCACGUCCACUGAGACGUUUCCAUGGCUUCUUCUCCUUCUACUCCCUCCACUCCUCAUCCUCUUCAAAACCUAUCUCCUCCCCUCCUCCAAGAACCUCCCGCCAUGUCCACCAAAGCUCCCCAUCCUAGGCAACAUCCACCAGCUCGGAAACCUCCCUCACCGCAGCCUCAGAGACCUCUCCCUCAAAUACGGCCCCGUCAUCACCGUCUACCUGGGAAGCGUCCGCACGGUGGUCGUCCACUCCCCCGAAACCGCCGAGGAAGUCUUGAAACUCCACGACUCCGAAACCUGCACGCGCCCCGCGCUCUCCAUCACCAAGAGCUUCUUCUACGACGGGCUCGGCCUAGGCUUCACCAAGUGGGGAGAUUACUACAGAGACGUGCGCAAACUCUGCGUCCUCGAGCUUUUCUCCGUCAAACGAGCCAACUCGUUCCGGAACAUAAGAGAGGAGGAGCUGAGCCGGCUUGUUGACUCGCUGUCCGACUCAGCGGCGUCUGGAUCUCAGGUUGAUCUGACGGGGAAGCUGGCGAAGUACGUGGCGAGUUUUACUUCUCGGAUGGCGUUAGGGUUUAGUUUUGUCGGGAGUGGGAUUGAUAACGAUAGGUUUCUUGAGAUUUUUACGGAGGCGAAUAGAGUGAUAGGGAAGUUCGCGGCGGAGGAUAUUUUUCCGGUGUUUGGGUGGGUUGUGGAUCGGAUCUCGGGGCUUGAGGCUAGCCGGAGGAAGAGCUUUCGAGAGCUCGACACGUUUUAUCAGAAAGCUAUUGUGGAUCAUCGAGAGAGGAAGAAGACGGGGGAGGAGCGUGAAGAUCUUAUUGACGUGUUGUUGAAGCUACAGAGUCAAGAAACUAAACUUGGUUCUUCACGGAUUACUGAUAAACACAUCAGAGCCAUUCUUAUGGAUUUGUUUGUAGCAGGCAUAGACACAUCUUCAGUAACAAUGGACUGGACAAUGGCAGAGAUUGCAAGACACCCAAGAGUGAUGAAGAAAGUACAAACCGAGAUACGUGAACGAGUAGGAGACAAAGGGAAAGUAACGUACGAGGAUCUCGAAGGUCUAGAAUACAUGAAGAUGGUAAUCAAGGAGACUUGGAGGUUACACGCACCGAGUCCAAUUCUAAUUCCAAGAGAGGCAAUGUCAAGAUUCAAAAUCAGCGGCUAUGACAUAUAUCCUGGAACACGGAUUCAUGUUAACACAUGGGCCAUUGGUCGUAGCCCUGAUGUGUGGAAGGAUCCUGAUGAGUUUAUCCCUGAGAGAUUUUUGGAUAGCAAUGUGGAAACUAAAGGGACGAGUUAUGAGUUGUUGCCGUUUGGGAGUGGGCGGAGAGGUUGUCCGGCCAUGUAUAUGGGAUUGAGUACGGUGGAGUUCACUUUGGCGAAUCUUUUGUAUCAUUUUGAUUGGAAAGUGACGGAGGAAGUGAGUGUUGAUGAAACGCCUGGUCUCACUAGCCACAGGAAGCAUCCUCUUUGUCUUGUGCCUGUUAAUGUCAUAAACCGCUUGUCUUAGGGUUUGGAAAACGCAACCGAAAUUUGCGUUUUGCAGAGAAUAAGGGUCAAUCAAGUUUGUUUGUUUGAAUCUUGACUCAUCAGAAAGUUCAAAUAAAGUGGCCAAGAUGUUAAGUUGACUGCUACCUACUACACA